GGCGAGCGCAUAUUUGAACGUGGUGCCCCAUGCCGUUCGCGCCGCCGCACUCGACGCUGACCCCACAGGUCAUGGGACUGAUCGAGGUGGUCAUGUCGAACGCCCCUUCAGAGCACCAUGUGCACUACCUCAAUGGGUUGGAGCAAAUACGAGCGUUCAUGCUGCAGACCCAUGGCAACCCGAACGGAACGCCGCUGUCGUUUGAAGACAUGGUCGCUCGGGAUUCGUCGAUCUGGCAAGAACACUUUGAAAAGGCCAAAUCGGCCAAGGACACGAUGGCCAGCGUUCGACCGACGCUCGACUUUCUGCCCAACAUUGCCGGCAUCGACAUCCGCGUGCACUCCCGCGGCCGCCCGGACGACGCCAUCUACAACUCAAGUGAGUACGCGCGGAAGUUCCUCCCUCGAGGGAACUACAUUGCCCAGUGGAAAGUGGCCGACGGCCGCGCGUUGUACUUUCCCAUGAUUCGCGCGUAUCCAAAGUUCACCGGCCACGAAGACGACGGCGAGCUGCUGUCGACCGACAACGACACAACAUCUAUUACGAGCGACGCUCUGUCCAAGUACUUCACCGAGCCAGCGUCCGAAACGCAAUCUGUGAUUACCACCACGAAGGAAAACGGCGAAGCCGCGCAUCUGGCCGUCCUCAAACUCGACAACGGAUCGUACGUAUACCUGGUGGGGUCCAAGAACGUGCACUUGGCGAUUCAGAGCGCCCGCGACAUCGAGCCCGCAUGUCUUGUGGGGGUGACCGCCCCCGGACAGAACCCGUUUGCCGGCGCCAAAGCUGUUGCGUAUGGAUUGAUGCGGAUGCUGGACGCGCUCGAACCUGCCAAGCGAUUCCUCUUUUGCGAAUUCCUCUGGCAGACGCGCCUCACGGCAUCGUUUGAGCUGCUUUGCCCUGACCACCAGCACGUGGAGCUUCUUGACGUUGCACACGAAACGCCCGUUCUGUUUGGGUAUUCGUUCCCGACCAUGCAGACGCUGCCAGGUGCAGAAAUCUGCGUGAAUCCGUUGCUAGGGUUUGCACUGUCGAGAGCGUGCGGCAUCCGCACCGUCGCGUUCGACGUUGUGCCGUACACUGGCCUCGAGUUCAAAAAUGUCCUCACCGCCAUCAAGUCGGGGUACCAAACCGAAGGCAACGUCAACUUGUACGUGAACGGGCGCGGCAACGUCAUCGGGCUGCAAAAGUACAAAACGGCGUGGUAUGUCAGCUUGCGUGCGAUCCGGGAAAAGGCCAAGGCGUUUUUGACAGCCGUGCUCGGAAAGAAGCACGCGCCAAUCGACGAGGCUUUACGCGACUCGCAUCGGAGCAUCGAGAAGCGGUUCAAAGCCAUCCAACGCUUCCUCCAGCUCACGGACGACAGCACGGCCAAGUACUGUGCGCUAGGCGUGGAGUUCGUCACGUACGUUGCAAGGGUGCGGCUAGCGAGCUGUGGAAACAGCGACGACGCCAAGAAAGCAGUCCAGCACGACUGCGUUAACUUGUUUCCAGUCGUGUGGAGGGACUUUCUCGUCGCGACGGGCGCCAACGAUCGCAUUGACUGCAGCGUGUAGAUCUGUCGAGGCGUCAGAAAAUAGAACGAACCAGUGAUCAUGUCUUUGGACGUCG
Molecule: messenger RNA, 1611 nt
Organism: Aphanomyces invadans
Lineage: Eukaryota; Oomycota; Saprolegniomycetes; Saprolegniales; Verrucalvaceae
Exons: 2
Coding region: 30-1556 (508 amino acids)
Source: RefSeq, a predicted model, not a curated record